Messenger RNA from Sorghum bicolor (sorghum), 490 nucleotides. RefSeq lists its product as uncharacterized. NCBI's taxonomy places the organism in Eukaryota, Viridiplantae, Streptophyta, Magnoliopsida, Poales, Poaceae. The transcript is spliced from 2 exons. The record is from RefSeq and is a predicted model, not a curated record. The coding region runs from base 33 to 299 and encodes 88 amino acids.
AGUCCUUCAAGGUCACGCAUCCACAAAGAAGAAUGGUGUCGAAAUUUGCAUUCAGUGCUCUGGUACUGCUCAUGGCUGUGUGUGGCGAGCUUGGACAUGCCGUGCCGCUCAGGCGUGGUUUGAGUCUCGGAUGGAUGAACGGCAUGAAGGGAGGAGCACCAGGUGGCAUGCAGCCAUCUGAUACUAAGCUUCUUGCGGGAGUUGGAAAAGAAGCGAACGUUUACAAAAGAGCAGAUGAAGCAAAGUUCAUUGGCGCCGUGCCAGCAUUCGUGAGGCCGCCCCGCAUUCCACCAUCCUAAUUUGGCAUUCAUCUCGAGUAUUGCAAGCUGAGACGAUGUCAAGCGAACCCAAGUCAAGUAUACUAGAAUAUUUAUGUCAAGUGAACCCAAGUCAAGUACAUAGUGUCAGCUUGCAACACUACGUCAAGUGUACUUGGCUAAUAUAAAUUAAAAAAUUUUACUAUGAGAAAAUGAUAAGAAUAUUUCUUAUA